Molecule: messenger RNA, 2001 nt
Organism: Vitrella brassicaformis
Lineage: Eukaryota; Vitrellaceae
Source: the annotation of a GenBank genome assembly
GGAGGAGAGUGAAAGAUCUCUGCGAUUCUGUUCCGCGAUGCCUCAGCAGCCCACCCCUGUCGCGCCGAAGGCUGUGCAGCCGUCCCAGUCGCCCAACGCAGUACCGCCGCAGCAGAUUCCCAACCACGCAGGGAUGCACCCAACACCCAUCCCCAACCACGCUGGCUUCGCCAGCGCACCACCCCAGCACCAGAUGGUCGGCCAGACAGCCACAGCAGCUGAUGCGCCAACUCCUAACCCCGCGAUGGCGCUGGGCAGCCCUGACCCCUUCAUCGCUCUGUCAGGUCAGAAUGGGAAGCGCAGGGACGUCCGAGAUGGAUGGAUGGCACAUGACACGUGUGUGUGCGUGCGUGUCUGUGUGUGUGUGUGUGUGUGUGUGUGUGAUGCCACCCUGCAGGUAUGAACAAGGUGCAGGUGAGUGAGAAGGUGCGAGCCCUCGAGGCCGUCAUCGGAUGGGAGCAGAACAAUGUGUAAGCCACGCAAGGCAGCCAGUGAGUGAAUGAAUGAUGCGACGGGCCAGCGACGUAUAGGCAGGCAGGCGCACGUGGUGUGUGUGUGUGUGUGUGUGUUUCUGUGUGGCUGUCUGUCGUGUGCGCGUCAGGUUUCGCAUCAAGAAUGAGUUUGGUGCUGACGUGAUGGUGGCCAAGGAGGAGACCGAGUGGUACAAGAGGAACUGCUGCCUGUAAGCACACCACACUGACUGACAACACCACUGACAGACAAGCUGUGUAUUGGCUGGCUGAUUGCUUUGUUAACCAUCUUCAGUGGUGACUGCCGUCCGUGGGACGUUGAUGUCGCUCUCUGCCCGGUGGCUGGCGCACCGCCCGCGCCCUUUAUCCAUCUGCAGCGGAAGUGGUCCCUGACCUGCUGCUGCAUCGGACGGCCAAAGGUCACCGUCACCGACGUCACCACAAGUGAGGGAGGGCAAGAGUGCAGCCAGAAGGAAGGAGUUAAAGAAAUGCCUGUACGUAUUUGUUGUCGCCGCUCAUGUGUGGGUGGGUGCAGAUCAGAAGUUGGGAUCGGUGUCUGACCCGUGGCACUGCUGCGAUGUCACCUUCGUCAUCAGGGACCACCAGGGCCGCAAGAUAAUGCGCGUGAGGGGCGGCGGCUGCCAGUGCGGGUGGUGCUGCCACUGUCCAUGCGGUCAGCCAGCAGACAGACGGGCCAGGCCACAAAACACACCCCAAACACACACGCCACACGGAUGUCUCUCUCUGCGUGUUCAGGUCCGUGCCGGAAGAUCAAGUUUCCCGUCUUCGACGCCAAGACGGGCAGGGAGAUUGCGUCCAUCAGACACGUCAGCCCAGCCCUGACAGACCGAUAUCACUCACGACACGCAUCCCCAUGGGAUGGGCGUGUGUGUCGUUGUCUGUCUGUGUGUCAGGAGUGGGGCGGGCUGUUCAAGUCGAUGUGCACCGACGCCGACGACUACUGGAUUGACUUCGGUGAGGUGCAGGACCCCCGGUGGAAGAGCCUCCUCAUCGCCACGGCCCUGUUCCUCGACUUCCGCUACUUCAGCAGAGGGGCCGACGGGCUGGCCGCCUGAGUGAUCUGUGUGUGUGUAGUGGGCGGCUCUCGCACCGUCCUUGUACCUGUAUAUCUAUCUCCGUGUAGAGGUCGGCAGAUGGCCAGUGAGUGAGGUGGUGUGAUUGAUGUGCGGAUGCGGGGCCUGCAGUGUUCUUUAUCAGUCAGUUGUGAUCGAUAUCCUUUUAAUUAAAUGGCAGAAGGGAAGGCAUCACGGUGUAGAGUUGUGAGCCCGUGUGUGUGUGUAUUGUUUUAUCAAGGCGGGUCGCUCCGAAGGAUAGUGAAGGAGUGUUUGUCUGGUGACUUAUUUCUUCGUCUGGGGUGGGUGUCGCCUUCACUUUUUAUCACAUGGCGCUGUGCUGUGUCUAGGAGACUCACUGGAUGACGCAAAGAGAACGAAAUGAGGGACCAACUGGCUGGGAGGGGAGAAUGAACCAAAUCCAUUACACUAAUGGAAGAGUCAAUCAAUCGUCCAGG